ACUACCUUAAGUGAUGGUCAGCAAGACGGCCACUGGUAAAAUUCAAAACUUUAGAAACAUAUAAUUUCCAGCUUCGUAGUGAGAGUCAUGUACGGGGACGGGAAUACGACCGACGUUCUUCAGGAGCAAGAAACAGCGACGGAAACGGAUGAGAGACGAGGUAUCCACGCCCUACUCCUACCGCUGCUCCUAGUGGCCCUCAUCAUCACGACCAAUGGUCUCAGCCUGGCAGCAUUCGCUGUCGAGAAACGACUCCGUGGCUACAACAACUACUUCAUCAUAAACCUUGCAAUCUCGGAUUUUCUCUUCGGGAUCGUCCUGAUUAUCCCCUGCAUACACACUUAUCUUGGUCAUUUUCCACUCCCCGGUGAUGACUGGUGCAGCGUUUUUAACGGCGUCAACAGCAGUGUCGAAUUCGUAUCUAUUCUGAUCAUCGUCACCAUCUGCAUCGAUAGACACCGAGCGACCUACAAUCCCAUCGGGCAUUUCACCACAAGGAGCAAGCGAAAGGCGAUCUACGCUAACAUCGCCGUGUGGGUUGCUUCGCUCCUUUUUUGGUUCUCGUUCUCGACAAUUCCUGAGUUCAUUCUUGGGUACACCAGUAGUUCAGCUUGUUUACCAUGGUAUGCGAAAAACCCGACCAUUCAUUUUGUGACGAUCUGCAUGCGGUUCACCGUGCCUUUCACCAUCAUCCUAGUCCUCUACAUACGGAUCUUCGUCAAGAUUCAGCAGACGGCGGGUCGGAAGCACAUCCACAAGGAGUUUGUUGCCAGCAUCAGCCAGUCAGGACAGGGGAAAUCGGAGCAGGAAGGCGAGGAGGAUGGAAAUGACAUGGAACAGCGCCCUCAAGUUACCAAGGAGAAAGGAGGUCAGAAAGUUGCCAAGCGAGAAUCGGCCUCUGAAGUUCGCAGCGCCACCAAAACGCUUCUCUUCGUCGCCAUAGCUUUCUUCAUCACGUGGUCACCAAUGUCCAUCGUCACGAUAGCCUACUCGAUCGACCCGGCUUUAUUCAAUCCGCGGCUCCCGGACUGGUUACACCUGGUACCGUUGUGGCUGGUCUACGUGAAUGGUCUACUCAAUCCGCUUUGCUACGUUGUCUCGCAGCCGCUCUUUCGAAAAACCGUAUUUGGUUUGAUUUCCCACCCUAUCCGCUAUUGUCGUGGUUAACGUAAUCAUGGAUAAAUAUUUGAUUGAUUGAUUGACCGAUUUAUGGAUGGAUGGAUUGAUUGAUUGAAUUUAUUUGGCAAGUCCCCACAACAUAUAUACAGUAGCAUAAAUAAACAACAGGCUUGCACCGGAUGUUCCACAAAGCUCGAAAACUUAUUUCCAAUGGGGUCAUCUCAAGUAAAAGAUAUUCUUUCAAUUUUCUCUAAAAAUUGAAAAAGUCUCCUGUUUUCUUUAACAGAUUUAGGUCAUUGGGGAAGAGAAUUGCAAUGUUUUAUAGCAUUGUAAUAAAAGGAGUUACCAAUACUACCUGCUUUUGGGUAAGCAGAAGUUGAAAUGGCUGUUUCUUGUAUUAUAGUUAUGUAAUUCGGUAACUAGUUUAAAGUUUGAUCCAAUAGAAUGAUUCGAUCUAUUGUGAUAGAUUUUAUGCAUGUAGUGCAGAACAAGCUGUUUUGAUCUUUUGUUGACUUCAACAAAAAAAUCUGCUCCAGAGAGUUCGGUGUAGUCAACUAGGGUUCUGGGAACAGAACAGUUAAUGAAUCUAGCCUUUUUAUUCUGUAUAAUUUUCAACUUCUUUUGAUCGGAUUUGCCUUUGCCACUAAACCAAGCAGGGUUAGCAACACAGAAAAUAGUCUUGCUUUCUGAUCCAUACAACUUUGAUACCUGUACAUACAUUUCAGACGGGCAUUCGCCUUUUUACGAUUGAUUCUACUGAAGACAAACAUUUUUAUCCAGGGGGUGCUGAUGUAAAUUUGACGAGCAAAAAAAAAAGGAAAAGGAUUUCACUAUAAAAUGAAGGUCAUUUUGGUUCCGAGAAAUUUGACAAGCAAAAAACAAAAGGUUUCUAUACAAAAUGUAGGUCAUGUUGAAUACAUUUCUCCAUUUUGUCACACCUACAUCCAAUGGGUGCUGCCUAUAUGGAGAAUAACAUACGCACCCCCCCCCCCCCCCCCCCGCCGUUUCACAGGGCCAUGGGCAUACAACGUUCAAAAGACCAGCAGAGUUUCUAUUUUUUAUUCCCUGCUUUCUUUACUUUAAAUAUUUUUGAAUUAUAUUACAAAUACUUUGGUGGUAAUUUCAUUAGAUUACUGUCCGAACUCAUUUUGAGAUCGUUACCACAGCUGGUAGGCCUAUAUUUAAUUCCAAACUUAUACGUUUACUUAAGUUAAACCUAUGAGAUAAAAAAAUAAUGCCCAAUAGCCUACGCUAGCCAUGGCUUAGCCUAGCACUUUGUCUUCUCAUUAAUGACAAUUUGAUAAUUUUAAGAUAAGUUUAAGAAUUGGAUCUAGAUAUAGAUCCAAGCCUUAGGUAUAACGUUAGAAGGCUGGUAAUUCGAGGGUGCUGAUUCAUUCAUGGCAUGCAACAUGAACGACCACAAUUAAGUCUACGCGCAUGCGUACUCUUAUUCCGAAGACGCAAGUCAUAAAUAUUCAUAUUGGGGUCCGGAACUGUUGUGGGAAAAAUAAUUCCGCCCCCUGCUCUUUUACCGUUGCUUAUAUGUAUCAUUGUAUAAUUAUUCACAUUUUCAAUUUAUUCUUAGUGUUAUGUAUUAUACAACUUUACAUAGUCCCUUCAUGUUUUUCAGCACAAGAAAAUGAAUAGGAAUGUUACGAUAUCCGAAGAUUACAAGAUCUUUAUGUUUUAUCUUGUUUUAUCAUUGUUUGGGGCACGUCUUGCAAAGAGUUAAGCUCGAUCCGAUCAACCUGAACUGUAUGGAAAUCCAUCAAUGUCAUAAUUUUGUCUACAGGAAAAUUGCAAAGUGUCCUUUGUAAACAAACAGAAGCACACUGACUUUUCAUGAAAAACGAAGAAUGUGUGAAUAUACAUCCUAUCUAGCAUAGACUUUGAACAAACAUGCAUUUUAGAUGUUGAGGAGCUGGCCUUCAAUAGUUGUGGUUUAUCGGAUCAAUUGUAACCCUUUGUAAGACGGGUUAAUUACUUGUAAUCUGUGUAAUUCAGUUGUUUUCAUUUGCACUUUACUGUACACUUUUUUAUGUGUAUGCGUCAAGAGUCCGAGAAUGAUUUUGGUAUUUCAAAGCAUAGACUAGACUAAUACAAAUGAUUGAAUUGCAUGAAAUUGAAUUGGAUGUAAGAAAAUUGAAAUUCAGUUUUAAGUCCAUGCACAUAAUAAACUCAGACAUUUUCUCUUUCCUC
Molecule: messenger RNA, 3318 nt
Organism: Lytechinus pictus (painted urchin)
Lineage: Eukaryota; Metazoa; Echinodermata; Echinoidea; Temnopleuroida; Toxopneustidae
Product: muscarinic acetylcholine receptor M4-like
Exons: 2
Coding region: 88-1167 (359 amino acids)
Biological process (GO): adenylate cyclase-activating adrenergic receptor signaling pathway
Cellular component (GO): plasma membrane
Molecular function (GO): G protein-coupled receptor activity; dopamine neurotransmitter receptor activity, coupled via Gi/Go
Source: RefSeq, a predicted model, not a curated record